This is a messenger RNA of Babjeviella inositovora NRRL Y-12698, 1640 nucleotides long. RefSeq lists its product as uncharacterized. The record is from RefSeq and is a predicted model, not a curated record. The coding region runs from base 260 to 1249 and encodes 329 amino acids. NCBI's taxonomy places the organism in Eukaryota, Fungi, Ascomycota, Pichiomycetes, Serinales. Gene Ontology annotation, molecular function: phosphatidylinositol binding. The transcript has a single exon.
UAGGGAAUGCAUCUUGGUUAAAUAAAGUCCCAAACACCCUCUAUCAUCAACACAGCCUCUUGGAAACGAGGCGCAUGCCAUGCUCUUGUGGCGAGUGCGCGGCACGGUUGUAGAUAGUAUGUGAGCACUAAGCUUUUGUCUCAAGAUGCAUUCCGUAUUGUGGCUUCAAUCCAGCCUCCCAACCUGGCUUUAUCAAUACUUGUCGCUUAAACCAACACUUAUACGCACAACUGGCAUCCAUCAUACUACACCCUAUACGAUGACACUGGCUCGCCCUGUCUCCAUCCCCGAAACGCUGGUCGAAGGCUCAUACACAAUAUAUAAGAUCCACACGAAGCUUCCGUUGCGAAACAUCAUCCUGGAAAAACGAUACUCCGAAUUUGCCAGUCUCCGAGCCCAGCUCGAGGACGAAGCUUCCAGUCCCAUCCCGUACAGACUCCCGCCCAAGACUUUGCUUGGCUUCAGGAAGAGCACUGACCGUGUGACGGCGGAGCGGCAGGUGAGUCUCGCCAAUUGGUUGAACGAGUUGUGGAACGACGCGCGCUACUGCAAUUUGAAAGGAUUCAAAGAUUUUUUGAAACUCCCCGCGACGUUUGACCCUACGAAACAGAAGCCCAAUGCGUUUGUUAGCAAGGGUGCGGUUUCGCUAGGCUUGUUGAAGGAGGUGGACCCAAAAAGUGUGACCCCGGAAGCCUGGUUGUUGCAGCUCCGCGACUUGAAAAAGUUGGUGUAUGACGCUAAAACAGCCCUGCACGCCGGGGAGACCAUCGAGGCCCGCCGGUUGGACUUGUUGGUGGCCAAGAACAUGAAGCUUUUGGAUGCUUCGCUAGCGUACAUUGACGCGGAGUCGAAGCUUUCAAAAAGUGAGAUAAGCAGACGGUGGGGGCUUCUUCGUGGCGUGGAGAAGGAUAGGGUGAUAGCUGAAGAUAGUCAGCCACGGCAGGAGCUCUUUGGGACUUCCAGGCGCAUCCUUGGAGGCCCGUCUCUGUUCCGUCCCGAGGAGACCGCACAGACGUUGCCACACAAUAACCAGACGUUACUACAGGUGCACAAACAGGUGAUGUCCGAACAGGAUCUGGAAUUAAAGUCUUUGCAGACGCUUGUGUCCAAGCAGAAGCACAUGGCGGUGGCUAUCAACGAGGAGAUUGCACAGCAGAACGAGCUUUUGGAUGAGUUGGACGAAGGGUUGGACACCACAGAAAAAAAGUUAAAGUAUGCCAGAAAGAAGACCGGGCAGAUUCUCAAUUAAAGCCACAAUUACUCUUGUGUGAAGAGGUUCAACGUGCACAGAAGGUGAAUAUUAGGGGUAAAACUGUGGAAGCAGUCUUGGGCUUUAUGUAUGUCCAUGUCCAAGACAAGCAAAUCCUUUAUGUGAAAGGGAUAUAUGAAUUACUCUAUUUCUAAGGCUCUAAAUAAAGGUCCGGAAAAGGUCUGCUAGGCCACCAAAGAUGCAAAGCAUAUUUAAAUACAAACCAGUACUGAAUUCUACUAAUAAGUUUUGGAAUAGCUCAAGGGACUGGUAACUUGAACAGUGCCUGAAAUAUCUUACCAAGGGGAGUCUCACACUAUCGGUCAGAGACCACUCACAUCCCUAGUUAGGGAGUAACGCUUCGAUAAACGCUGUUACCUGGCGGCUGCUA